Pararge aegeria (speckled wood butterfly) is the source of this 1062-nucleotide messenger RNA. RefSeq names its product eukaryotic translation initiation factor 3 subunit G-like (gene eIF3g1). The transcript has 6 exons. Bases 147 to 980 code for a protein of 277 amino acids. Gene Ontology annotation, molecular function: translation initiation factor activity; RNA binding. The record is from RefSeq and is a predicted model, not a curated record. Gene Ontology annotation, cellular component: eukaryotic translation initiation factor 3 complex; cytoplasm. NCBI's taxonomy places the organism in Eukaryota, Metazoa, Arthropoda, Insecta, Lepidoptera, Nymphalidae.
UAUCCUGUGCUCUUUCUUCAUAAAUCAUUGUCAUUUAUUUCUACAUUCUUUGUGGUUAAUGAUUUCUGUUCUUGUGGAUUUGUAAUUUUUCAAUCAAAUUGUUUUGUGAACACCAUAGCUGAAACUAUUGAAAACCCUUAAAAAUCAUGCCUGUAGCUGAUGAAAUCCAGUCCUCAUGGGCUGAUGAAGUGGAAAUAGAUCAGGGCGCACUUCCACCACCAUCAGAAGUAGUUGAAAAUGGACUCAAAAUUGUAACAGAAUAUAAAUAUGACAACGACAAUAAAAAAGUCAAAAUUGUCCGUACAUACAAGAUUGAAAAACGUGUUGUCUCAAAGAGUAUUGCAAAACGUAAAACGUGGGAUAAAUUCGGUGAUUCAGCGAAUGACAAACCUGGUCCUAACCCAGCAACCACCAAUGUUUCUGAAGAUGUCUCGAUGCAAUUCAUUACAAGCAAGGAAGAGGCACAGCGUCCUGAUGAAGGUGACCUAGAAGCCCUGAAGUCUAGGCCUACCAAGGUGCUGUUCAAAUGUCGUACAUGCCAAGGGGAACAUUGGACCUCAAGUUGUCCAUUCCAGAACACACAAGUAGCUCAGGCCAAGGCUAGUGAAGCAGCUAAAGCUGCUGAAGCCAAAGCUUCCAGCACCAACAAGUAUGUUGCACCGAAUAUGCGUGAAGGCGCAACUCGCGGUACAGGUCGUGAACCUCCAGGCGCACGACGUGACGACCUGGCAGCAAUCCGUAUUUCUAACUUAAGCAACUUUGCGGUUGAGGCAGAUUUAGAUGACCUGGUGAAAGGCUUUGGGCCUGUACAGAAGUUGUACCUUGCAAAGGAAAAGAGUACGGGACAAUGCAAAGGAUUUGCUUAUGUGCAUUUCAAAUUCAGGGGUGAUGCUGCUAAAGCUAUUACUACAUUGAAUGGUUAUGGUUAUGAUCAUCUUAUAUUGAAUGUAGAGUGGUCCAAGCCGCCGCAAAACAAUUAAUGUACCCCCAAACAAUUAAUGUACCCCCAAACAAUUAAUGUGCUCCAUGUUACAGAUUAAAAAAUAAAUUUGAAUAAACUAA